This is a messenger RNA of Pseudocercospora fijiensis CIRAD86, 3318 nucleotides long. RefSeq lists its product as uncharacterized. The transcript has 8 exons. NCBI's taxonomy places the organism in Eukaryota, Fungi, Ascomycota, Dothideomycetes, Mycosphaerellales, Mycosphaerellaceae. The record is from RefSeq and is a predicted model, not a curated record. Bases 1 to 3318 code for a protein of 1105 amino acids.
AUGCGCCUAGGCCUAGCUGCUACUGCGGCUGCGCCCCGAUUCAAACAGUGCAUGGACGCGGCCAUCGCGAUGCACUUGUUGCACGCAUUCUUUCAAAACUUGUUGUUGCUUCACUCUGCGGUACCUCCACGGGUUGUUUGGAGAGCGGCGAAAAAGCAGCCUUUUUGCCAAGAGGCUGCGAAUUCGCGGCUUCUCCAUCUGACCAGACGCUGCGAAUAUGCGGCCUACUCGCUGCCCACUCCUGAUGCAAACCACAAACAUUGGUUCAAUGCCUCCGUAUUUGGAUUUGGUCCACAAUGUCUACUGCAAUGCUUAAGUUUUGAAGCGGUCACGGCGGGCUAUACUAUGAGGCUGCAUAUACCAGGCUUUUUCAACCCGACUUCCUCACUCUGCAUGUCACCUAGUAACUCUUACAUAUGCUGGUUCAAUACUUGUCACUGGUUUGCCAUGCAUUACUUCAUUCGUCAGUCCAUCGAGAUUUUCACAAUCUGCUGGAUUGGUUCGCCUUUUGAAGUAGGCAGGAAUGCGGCGUCGAGGCCGCAAUGCGCGGCUGACUGGCUUUUGCAAAAUGCGGCGCGGCCCACUCCCGAUGCCAACCACAGCAACCGCGGCCUGGCUUCGUCAACAUGCAACGCCCUGGCUUCGUCAACAUGCAACGCGAUACAUACAACAACACGCCACGCCCGCAUCAGCUUUCCAGCUUCGAAAACCAUGCGACUUCUCCCACCCAUCAGCUUGCACAGUACUGCGAAGCGCGCUGCCAACACUCCGGCCGACGGCGAAGAUCUGAGCGAAAUCCUACAAAUUCAGCACUUGAAGGACUGCUGCAAAGAGCACAAAUGCACUAGAGACGCACUUGGCAGCUACUGCGAGACGUAUCAGCGCUUCACCGACAAAAGCGGCGUCUUUCCACUCGGGCGCAUCAAGGACCUGAUCCCGCCGGAGGUGCAGACGGAGCUUGAGUUUUGUGUAAACAGGAAGCUGAACGACCACAAGGCGAAACAACGGCUUCACGCGUGCAUCCAACCCCCAGACAGGCGCAAUCGCAAGGCAGAAGCCUGUUGGUGGCAGCUCGACUUCCUUGAUCUCAUCGGCUGGUUUGGCGGAGAUUUGAGCUGUCUAUCGCGUAAUUUCUGCGGGAAUCUGCGCGAGGCGGAAAGAUCUGGAUGCAAACGCGACACCUUCUUUCGGACACUGCUGGAGGUGCUGACCGAAAAGGAGGGCGUAGUUUCAUGUCCUUUUGCUGCGCGCUCGUGGGAACCCGCUGACCUGAAGACGGCGCUCGAGCGUUGUGGGCCGGAGAACUGCGAGGAAGAAGGAUCAACGCUCACAGAAGCCAACGAGGGCGCCACCAGCAAAGCAGAGCCAACUGUCGAAGGCGAUGACGACGGGUACGACUCGAAUUACGCCAGCGACGACAACUUGAACGCAUCAGCACCAGGCCUCAAGGAGAAGAGAAAGACGAACGCUAGAAGAGAAGCGCUGUCGGUGAUCGAAGAAGAGGAAGACGAGGAGGCAGAGGACGAGGCAGAGGACGAGAAAGAGGACAACGAGGAGGAGGACAACGGCGAGGAUUGUGACGCCAGCGAGAACGGCAGCACUGAGCUACCCGUCGAGCAGGCUCGUGGAGCCUCCGCCUCUCCACUGCGUGACGAUACCUGGUACGGCGCCCACGACGAGGCUGACGGCGCGUCCUUUGGCGACGACGACGAAGGUACCGAGCACGGAUUUUCUGGCCUGAACGAUUCAUACGGCGCGAUUUACGACUACGACGACAAAAGCGACCACAGGCGUCUUGAAGGCCAUCUGAAGGAUCCCCAGCCGCGAACUCCUCCACGCCAGGUCAGCCGCAGCCUCACCGCGGGCAAAGGCACGAAACGCACCUUUGUCGACUUCUCUUCUUCCUCUCCCGCAAAAGUGCCUGUCAAGCGAAGUAAGACUGCUGCCACUGCCGAUUCUGCCCCGCUUAACUUGCUCCUCCCUGCCGACAAGUCUCCAAUACCCGCAGCCCUACGUAAGGCGACGAUCAAAGCUUCUCCACCUCCACCUUCCGCUUCUACAUCGCAGCGGCAGCCUGUCGUCCCAGCUUCUCCACAUACACCUCCCGCUUCCACAUCACAGCGGCGGGCCAUCGUCGCAAUUUCUUCAUCGCCGCUGCGGGCUCUGCCUUCUCCUGAGCGCGACCAACCUCACCACGGCCUCCAAGUUUCGACUGCAGAAAACACCACAAUGGCGCAAGGCGGCGGCGGCGCAUCCUCGUCUGGUGCGCGACCACCUCCAGCCCCACAGCACCCGCAGCACCCACAACCGCCAGCACCCACCCCUGCUCCUGCUCCUCCUACCGCGAACUUCAGAUGCGCGCCAAAGCCCGCCGACUCGGUGCCAACAGCUUUGGACACCCUGCAGGCUGGUCGGCUUGUCACUAGCGCCGCUCUAGAUCUUGUCCUCCAAGUGUUUAUGCCGACGGCCUUCCAUGUUGCAGAUGCCUCCGCUGCGCAGCAGAGCAAUACUGCCCACUACCGUCCUCUGCAGUAUCAAGCCGCCGAUCAACUCCCGCCCAUCGUCCUGCCAAUCUACACACCAGAUCACUGGGUGAUCGCACUGAUCGACCCAUCUCACAGGACUUGCUGUAUGCUGGACUCUUGGACGACAAAUCUCUUCCACGAGCGGACCGAGACUCUCGCAAUGAACUUUUGCAACCGCCUGCCAGGUGGCAGUAAUGGCUACACCAUACGGAGGCCCAACGAUUUUCCCAAGCAGAGAGACAACGUCAGUUGUGCAAUUAUGGCAAUGCUCGACGUUCUGCUGCGAACCACAAAUCUCUCUGUCCCUCCCAAUGCACGCCUUCUCGAUCAGGACACAAUUCGGUACCUUUUCCGUGUGGCCAUUCAUGCCGCAUAUCCCGAAGCUGGUCUUCCCACCCAGCACGAUCUGCCUGCUCUCGCACCUCCAGACGAAACGCAGGUGCAAGCUUGCCAGCAGUACCUCGAAAACCUCCGCGCUCGCCAGGCGACUGCCCAGUUGCUGGAGCUCGUUGCCCAAUGCAACCUCAGCAGUAGCGAUCCUUCCCCAAACCUCGCCCACCAAGAACAAGCGCUGGAGUCCUUUCAGAGUUUGAUCGCGCUCGGUCAACAAGACGCGCACAUUCGAGCUCGUCUUCCUCCAGACCUCGCCGCAUACCAAUGUCGCAUAAGGAAUGAGAUGACCUUGCAGAGAAUGAGAUUCCAGGCGAUGGAUCAAGUUGUACUACAGGCGAGACGGAUCAGAGCUGAGAGUAUGCCGGAGCUCAGUCGAAUGAUAGGUCUUGUGGGGUUUUGA